Molecule: messenger RNA, 3402 nt
Organism: Cavenderia fasciculata
Lineage: Eukaryota; Evosea; Eumycetozoa; Acytosteliales; Cavenderiaceae
Gene: tirA
Product: Toll-Interleukin receptor domain-containing protein
Exons: 7
Coding region: 1-3402 (1133 amino acids)
Biological process (GO): signal transduction
Molecular function (GO): protein binding
Source: RefSeq, a predicted model, not a curated record
AUGAUUCUUCAAGAUAAAAAGUUCUAUCUUGUCACUAGAUCGUCUGGAUUAACAUGGCAAAGUAAAUCAACAAUCAAAAAGAUAUUAGAAGACAAUGGUGCAAGUAUAGGUUUUAGUAUCAUUGCAAAGUCUACUGAUUAUGUUGUCAUUAUUAGUGACUCUGUAAACGCCAAUAAGAAGAAACCAACUAUUGCUGCACCAAAUCCUUCAUUAUAUUCAAUCUAUACUAAAGCUAAAAAGUGUAAUGUACCAGUUGUUACUGAUGACUUUAUAUUCAAAUGUAUUGUUCAAUCUACAUUAUUGGAUCAUUCAUUGUUUGUUGUUGAUAAUGUACUCGAGAAUGGUAUUGUCAUGGAAAAGAAUCAUUUGCAAGAUGUAUUGGGUAUGGACUUUUCUGGAUUCGAUGAUGAUAAAUUGGAUGAUGAUGAAAGUGUCUAUAGUGAAUUCAUGAUGGAUGAUUUAUUGACUGGAUGGGAUGAGCAACAAUCAUCAUCAUCAUCAACACCAUCAGAGGAAGAUUCAUCAACAUUUGAACAAUUGGAUCUCGAAAAACAAUGGAUAGAAUUUGAUGAAGAAAAAGAGAAUACUGAAAUGUUUAACAUUGAAUAUCCACAUGAUAAAGAACACAUCAUUCAAGAAAAUUAUCUUAAACCAAUUCAAGAGAUUAAUGGAUAUGCAUAUUAUUAUGAUGAAGGAACUAAAGUGUUAACAUUUAUAGGUCUUCCAUCUCAAUUGAAAAAGAUUAAUAUUAAUCAUGGUGGAUUUACUACUUUUAUUGAUAAUAAAAAGAAUUUAUAUGCAUGGGGAAAAUUUACACCAAAUAUAUCAUAUGGAUCAAUUAGAAAAUUAUUGGCCAUUGAAGAUGGACCAGAAUCAGACGAAGAUGAUUUACCAUUUGGAAGAGAAGUUAGAUUCAAUCAAGUGGCAUCAUGUCAUAGAAACUUUGUUUCUAUUGAUGAAAAAGGAAGUGUAUGGUAUUUGGAUACUAAAAAACAAUCUUAUAGCGAAGAAGAGCAUGAGAGAUACAAUCUACCAUCUCGAUCCUACAGAAUGUUGACUCGAUUACCACAACACAUUGGAUCAAAUUAUCGUGCCGUAUCGGUAUCCUGUGGAUACGAUUUUUGUGCCAUGUUGCUUAGCAAUCAACGUGUUGUCACAUGGGGACGUAACAAUGUCGGACAACUUGGUAGAAAAGCUUCUUCCAUUCAUCAUAAUCCACCUGGUUUGGUUCAACUCGAAAACAUUACAUCAAUUUCUUGUGGUGAUCAACAUACAAUGGUUAUCUCCUCCUCUACCACUGCUAGUAAUCGAGAUAUCUAUUCUUGGGGAAAGAAUGAUAGUAGACAACUUGGUGUUAAAUUACUUAGUUUUACUAGUACUCCUCAAAAGGUCUACUCACAACACAAUCUUGAACUAAAGGUAUUUUGUUCUAGCGAUUAUUCAAUUAUAAUGCAAGAACCAAAUACCCUUAUCUUACACACUACAAAAAGAACUUUUCCAAAAGAAUUCCAAUUACUUGGUGAAAUGGAUAUAAAAGAUUAUGAAUUGUUUAAUUGUAACAAGUAUCUUGGUAUUAGAUUAGUUGGAGCAUAUCAAAAUGCAAAAGGAUUGGUUUAUAAUAACAAGGUUGACCUUUUAAAGAGUUAUCUUGAUGAAAAAGAACAUACUAUAUCUGUUACUCAAAUAUGUAGUUUGAUUCAUACAGCUGUUCGUUUUGAUCAUUUAGAAGCAUUUAAAUUAUUAUUUGCAAGAUACCCAUCUUCAAGAAUUGAGUAUAAUACAAAUAGUACCGUCAUUCAUACUUGUGCUCAAUAUAAUUCCAUUAAAGUUUUAAGAUACAUUUUAAGAAAUCGUUUGGAAAAUUUAAAUACUGUAGAAUUAACUGAAGGUUCUACUGCUUUACAUAUUGCUUGUGAAAAAAAUUAUUUUGAUUCAGCAUUAUUAUUAUUAGAAUUUGGAUGUGAUAGAAAUGUAAAGAAUACAAAGGGAUCUACACCAUUCCAUUUUGCUGUAAAGAAUUACCCAGUUGGUGUAUUGAUGGCACAAAAGGGAGCACAAAAUAUUCCAGAUCGUUCGAUGAAGACACCUCUGCAAUAUGCAGUUGGAGAGGAAAAGGCAUUCCUUCAAAGCCUUUUAUUCACCAAUGAAAUAUUCCUCAGUUAUGCUCACAAGGAUUCUGUGUUUGUCAAGGACCUCCGUCUUAGUUUGGAGGAGAGUUCUCUUAGAUGUUGGUUGGACGAGUACCGUUUGCAAGCCGGUUGCAACUGGCGUUCCGAAAUUACAAAGGGUGUUCAAGGUAGCAAUGUGGUGUUGUUUACCAUUUCACCAACCUCUAUCAACUCGCUUUGGUGUAGAAAGGAGCUUAAAAUGGCCAAACGACUAUGCAAGCCUGUUGUUGCGCUCUACUAUUUCAAUCUCGAUAUUGAUCCUGUACUACACGGUCUCUUUGACUAUGAAAUUAGAUUCGCCGACAACAAGGCAUGGGCUGAUUUGGAUGCACCACAACGUCGUGUCGAGUUGGAACGAGUUGGCAAGAUUGUAAAGUCGAUCGACAACCGUACACCAUGUAAUGCCAAGAACCAGUUUGACAAGGUUGACACAUACAACAAGUUUGCCGACCGUUCAAUCUACAUUAGUUUUACCGAAGCUGAUCAUUCGCUAGAGUGGCUCACCAAGGAGGGUCUCUUGACACGGUCACUCCCAUUGACUGACCGUGACGAGAUUCAAGAUGGUGGGGCAUCCCGACUGGUCAAACUCGAGCAAGAACGUUCAAAAAAGAAAAAAGAGGAAAAGGAACAAAAACAAAAACAAAAACUACAUCUUGUCGAACAACAAAAGAAGAAAUUAGAGAAACAACACCAACAGUUUUUGGCCAACUCUAGUGCCAACGAUGCAGCCAAUGAUGAUCAGUCACUCAAAGAACAAGUAGAACAAAUCGAUGAGGUUGCAAGAGCCAAUUACUAUCGCAACCUCUAUUCUUUCUCUGAAGAAUCUUUUGAACAGAUUCAUGUUCAAGAAUUUCACACCGAGGAUCACUCCAACACUGCCGAAGAUCCUGAAAAGGAAAUUGCACAUCUCAAGCAAUACAUCAAUAAUAGUAUCCUUCAUUUGGUUAUUUACACUGACAAGACCAAUGAUUCAUUGGAAGAGAUUAUUCAAGAGGUUAAAUACUCUCUUGGUCAAUCCAAAACCAUCUAUAUUGUCACCAAUAAUUACUCUCAAAACUUUACCAAGUGUCAAAAUGAAACAAUCAAAUCACUGCCGUGGGUAGAAAUCCAGUAUCAACUAGAAGAAGAAUUCUAUGAUAAAAUUGUAUCAGUUUAUGAAGUCAUUGAAAAAACAUUUACAACUAUGGCAAAGAUCAAUCAUCUUGUCCUUGAAAAAGAAAGAAAUAAAUUGUAA